CAGUGAUUGACAGCCGUUCGAUACGGCGCGUUCUCACGUCAUGUGAUUCAAACCCUCCGGAAAACGGCAGCGGCUCACUGACUUACUGAUCUCGUACUGCACGUUGGAGAAGUUUCUUCCGUUUUUCAGCCAGCAAACUAAAUUCUAUACGGCAUUGGACUUCUGUCGAGAAAGAGUAAACGUGGAGAAAAAUGGACUUGGCCCAUCAUGGUCUUGUUCUUCUUAAGCGCCUUAAUGCUCAGAGAGAGUUUGGUUUCCUCUGUGACUGUACUGUGGCCAUCGGUGAUGUUCUUUUUAAAGCCCACAAAGCCGUUCUCGCAGCGUUCUCAAACUACUUCCGCAUGCUGUUCAUCCAUCAAGACAGUGACUGUGUUCGCCUGAAGCCUUCAGACAUACAAGCAGAUAUCUUCAGCUACCUGCUUAACUUAAUGUACACUGGAAAAUUCACCACACAGCCCAUUGACCCACUUCGCCUUGAGCAGGGUGUAAAAUUCCUGCAUGCUUAUCCUUUAUUACAGGAGGCGAGUCUUCUUAUAAACCCAGAGUCCCAGUAUGCACCUUUAACAAAUUCACUUUAUGGCAUACAGAUACCUGAUCAGUCACACAGCCUGCCUAGAAGAAAUACAGCAUGCAGAGAUGACGUUUAUGCUAAAAACACUGAAAACGCUGGCCGAGAAUUUUUGGAAAUGUCUGAUUAUAGAUCUCCACAGCCUGUCGGCAUAGAGUCACCCACCCAAAACCCAACAGCCACAAUGGUCCAACACCUCACAUAUGGCAUAAUGAGUAAGAGUGCUUUGUCUAGAAAGCAUUACGCCUGCAAUUACUGUGGAAUGCGUUUUAACCAGAGGUGCAAGUUGAAGGAACAUCUGCUUCUGCACACCAACCAAGCAACUGAGCCACAGGUCACAGUGUCUAUGCAAAAUGGUCACACUAUUGAUCUUGAAGGUCAGGAUAUGGAGGAGGACCAUCUGCAUGCUGACAGUGAUGUUAUUAGCGAUACCGAUCAACAGGCGUGGAUGGAAGACACCCCGCCGCCCUCUGAAAUUGCUGAUAUAGACAACCUGGAGGGCACUGAGAUGGGUCGUGAAAUGAAACGCCGAAAAUUCGAGUGUCCAACCUGUGCUCGCAAGUUUAUUCAGAAGAGCCACUGGCGUGAGCACAUGUACAUUCACACUGGAAAGCCGUAUAAGUGCAGUGCUUGCGGAAAGAACUUCUGCAGAGCCAAUCAAGCUGCUCGACACGUUUGUUUGAGUCAGGACGCAGACUCGUACAUUAUGGUUAACAAACAGAGUUUGGUUCUUUGUGGUGGAGAAGACAACAGUCAAGUGGAGGCUCUCUUUCAGUCUUCUGAAAGACCCUAUAAAUGUAGCAUGUGCGCAGCACCUUUUGCAAGUCCUUCCAAGGUUCCCAAACAUCAGUGUUUGACUGAGAGUGAAGCUGUACCACUGGCAGAAAAUUCAGCGGGGGAAAAUCUAAAUAAGGACUUGGAGACUACUUCUGAAGUAACCAUUUCUUCUUAAAGUGUCAUGCUAAAGCAGUAUUCGUUUAUUUCAGUGCCAGUAUUUAACCAUUUUUAUGUGUUUGUGUUAUAAACUGUGAGAGAAAUAAGUAUUAUUUUAAAGGUCCACUGGAUUAUUUCAUGCCUUUUUUUUCUUCUAUUGUAGGGUCAUUUGUGAAUUUAAAACUAAUAAAAUGUCAAAACUAUA
Molecule: messenger RNA, 1706 nt
Organism: Labeo rohita (rohu)
Lineage: Eukaryota; Metazoa; Chordata; Actinopteri; Cypriniformes; Cyprinidae
Gene: zbtb2a
Product: zinc finger and BTB domain containing 2a
Exons: 3
Coding region: 192-1520 (442 amino acids)
Biological process (GO): regulation of cytokine production; regulation of immune system process; negative regulation of transcription by RNA polymerase II
Molecular function (GO): protein binding
Source: RefSeq, a predicted model, not a curated record